Messenger RNA from Diabrotica virgifera virgifera (western corn rootworm), 2183 nucleotides. Its product is annotated as LWamide neuropeptides. Bases 63 to 2060 code for a protein of 665 amino acids. NCBI's taxonomy places the organism in Eukaryota, Metazoa, Arthropoda, Insecta, Coleoptera, Chrysomelidae. The record is from RefSeq and is a predicted model, not a curated record. The transcript is spliced from 3 exons.
CUGGAUAUAAAAGCUUUUGUAGGAUAUGGCGAGCGCCACAAGCCAUCUUUAUCCAUUCUGGUAUGAUGCGGUCAGUCCUUGUGCUCCUCGCGGUUGUUGCCGCUUUCUUGUUGAUUUGCGUUCACUGUGCGCCUCGAGAGGUGUCUGCAUAUAAACAAGGAUCGCCAAGAAUUCCAAAUAACAUAAGAAAUAAAAGAAGUAUAGAUCCAAUUGAUGGAGGAAGUUUAAUUGGCAGAUCUCUGGAUAGUAUCGGUGGAAACCGAUUGCUUGGUAGAAGUAUUGACCCAAUUGACCACGGUUUGAUAGGCAGAUCUCUGGAUAGUAUCGGUGGAAACCGAUUGCUUGGUAGAAGUAUUGACCCAAUUGACCACGGUUUAAUAGGCAGAUCUCUGGAUAGUAUCGGUGGAAGUCGAUUGCUUGGUAGAAGUAUUGACCCAAUUGACAACGGGCUGAUAGGCAGAAGUAUAGAUCCAAUUGAUGGAGGAAGUUUAAUCGGUAGAUCUCUGGAUAGUAUCGGUGGCAACCGAUUGCUUGGUAGAAGUAUUGACCCAAUUGACCACGGUUUGAUAGGCAGAUCUCUGGAUAGUAUCGGUGGAAACCGAUUGCUUGGUAGAAGUAUUGACCCAAUUGACCACGGUUUGAUAGGCAGAUCUCUGGAUAGUAUUGGUGGAAACCGAUUGCUUGGUAAAAGUAUUGACCCAAUUGACAACGGGCUGAUAGGCAGGAGUAUAGAUCCAAUUGAUGGAGGAAGUUUGAUCGGUAGAUCUCUUGAUAGUAUCGGUGGCAACCGAUUGCUUGGUAGAAGUAUUGACCCAAUUGACCACGGUUUAAUAGGCAGAUCUCUGGAUAGUAUCGGUGGAAACCGAUUGCUUGGUAGAAGUAUUGACCCAAUUGACCACGGUUUGAUAGGUAGAUCUCUGGAUAGUAUUGGUGGAAACCGAUUGCUUGGUAAAAGUAUUGACCCAAUUGACAACGGGCUGAUAGGCAGGAGUAUAGAUCCAAUUGAUGGAGGAAGUUUGAUCGGUAGAUCUCUGGAUAGUAUCGGUGGAAACCGAUUGCUUGGUAGAAGUAUUGACCCAAUUGACCACGGUUUAAUAGGCAAAUCACUGGAUAGUAUCGGUGGAAACCGAUUGCUUGGCAGAAGUAUUGACCCAAUUGACCACGGUUUGAUAGGUAGAUCUCUGGAUAGUAUCGGUGGAAACCGAUUGCUUGGUAGAAGUAUUGACCCAAUUGAUCACGGUUUGAUAGGCAGAUCUCUGGAUAGUAUCGGUGGAAAUCGAUUGCUUGGGAAAAGUAUUGACCCAAUUGACAACGGGCUGAUAGGCAGGAGUAUAGAUCCAAUUGAUGGAGGAAGUUUGAUCGGUAGAUCUCUGGAUAGUAUCGGUGGGAACCGAUUGCUUGGCAGAAGUAUUGACCCAAUUGACCACGGUUUGAUAGGCAGAUCUCUGGAUAGUAUCGGUGGAAACCGAUUGCUUGGUAGAAGUAUUGACCCAAUUGACCACGGUUUGAUAGGCAGAUCUCUGGAUAGUAUCGGUGGAAAUCGAUUGCUUGGUAAAAGUAUUGACCCAAUUGAUAACGGACUGAUAGGCAGAAGUAUAGAUCCAAUUGAUGGAGGAAGUUUGAUCGGCAGAUCUCUGGAUAGUAUCGGUGGAAACCGAUUGCUUGGCAGAAGUAUUGAUCCAAUUGACAACGGUUUAAUAGGCAGAUCUCUGGAUAGUAUUGGUGGAAACCGAUUGCUUGGUAAAAGUAUUGACCCAAUUGACAACGGUUUGAUAGGUAGAUCACUUGAUAAUAUAGGUGGUAGCCGUUUAUUAGGCCGAAGUGUAGAUACUGUAGAUCCCAUUGAUGGUGGCACUAUAAUUGGAAGAUCUCUAGACAGCAUAGGUGGAAGCCGAUUGAUUGGUAAAAGUAUUGAUCCAAUCGACAACGGGUUGAUAGGUAGAUCACUUGAUAGUAUAGGAGGUAGCCGUUUAUUAGGCAGAAGUGUAGAUCCUAUUGACGGAGGAGAUCUUAUUGGUAGAGAAUUAGAUGCCAUUAAUACUAACGAACUGUAUUACUAAGAUAUUGUUAUGUUACCAAGCCGUCACAGUCUAACCAAUAAACGUAUGGACUAAUUUUGUGAUUGUAAAUAAAAUGUUGGAGCUAACUAGGACUUAUAUAUAAAUAAAAUAAAAUACUUAAUU